CGGGCAGGAAGGUGGGGGGGGCAGGAUUGUCCCAGUAAAUAGAGCCGGGUGAAGCAUGAAGCUGUACUGCUUGUCAGGACACCCAACCUUACCAUGCAAUGUACUCAAGUUCAAAUCCACUACCAUCAUGUUGGAUUGCGGACUGGAUAUGACGUCUACUCUCAAUUUCCUCCCAUUGCCGCUGGUUCAGAGCCCCAGGCUGUCCAAACUUCCUGGUUGGGUUUUGAAAGAUGGAAGCACAUUUCUGGACAAGGAACUAAAGGAAUGCUCUGGCCACGUGUUUGUAGACUCUGUGCCUGAGUUCUGUUUACCAGAGACUGAGCUGCUUGACCUCUCCACGGUAGAUGUAAUCUUGAUCUCAAACUAUCACUGCAUGAUGGCAUUGCCCUAUAUCACAGAGUACACAGGAUUCACUGGAACAGUGUAUGCCACUGAGCCCACUGUUCAAAUUGGCAGACUUCUCAUGGAAGAACUGGUGAAUUCUAUUGAACGUGUGCCAAAGGCUCAGUCUGCCUCCAUGUGGAAGAACAAGGAGGUACAGAGAUUGCUGCCCGCCCCUCUGAAGGACGCGGUGGAGGUGUCUAUGUGGAGGAAGUGCUAUACCAUGCCAGAAGUGAACGCUGCACUCAGUAAGAUCCAGCUGGUCGGGUAUUCUCAGAAAAUUGAGCUGUUUGGUGCUGUGCAGGUCACCCCUCUCAGCUCGGGCUAUGCUCUUGGAAGUUCCAAUUGGAUUAUCCAGUCACACUAUGAAAAGGUUUCCUAUGUUUCAGGAUCUUCCCUACUUACAACACACCCUCAGCCCAUGGACCAGGCUUCUCUUAAAAAUAGUGAUGUUCUCAUCCUGACGGGUCUUACACAAAUCCCUACUGCUAACCCAGACGGCAUGGUAGGAGAGUUCUGCAGCAACUUGGCUAUGACUGUCCGGAAUGGAGGAAAUGUGCUGGUUCCCUGUUACCCCUCUGGAGUAAUAUACGAUCUGCUGGAGUGCCUGUAUCAGUAUAUUGACUCUGCCGGACUCUCCAAUGUCCCUUUUUAUUUCAUCUCACCUGUUGCCAACAGCUCCCUUGAGUUCUCCCAGAUCUUUGCUGAAUGGUUGUGUCAUAACAAACAAACAAAGGUAUAUCUUCCAGAACCUCCUUUUCCCCAUGCUGAGCUCAUUCAGACAAACAAAUUGAAACAUUAUCCCAGCAUCCAUGGAGACUUCAGCAAUGACUUCAAGCAGCCAUGUGUUGUGUUCACUGGACAUCCCUCUCUUAGAUUUGGGGAUGUGGUUCAUUUUAUGGAGUUAUGGGGAAAAUCUAGUUUGAACACUGUUAUAUUCACAGAACCCGAUUUCUCUUAUCUGGAUGCCCUGGCUCCUUAUCAACCUUUGGCAAUGAAAUGUGUUUACUGUCCCAUUGACACGAGACUGAAUUUUAUUCAGGUGUCUAAAUUACUCAAAGAAGUCCAGCCUCUCCAUGUAGUUUGCCCGGAGCAGUACACUCAGCCACCACCCACCCAGUCUCAUCGUACAGAUCUGAUGAUAGACUGCCAGCCUCCACCAAUGUCCUACCGCAGAGCAGAGGUGCUGACUCUUCCAUACAAGCGGCGCUAUGAGAAGAUCGAAAUCAUGCCAGAACUUGCAGAUUCGCUUGUGCCCUUGGAGAUUAAGCCUGGUAUUUCCUUAGCAACAGUUUCUGCCAUGUUGCAUACUAAAGACAACAAGCAUGUGCUGCAGCUCCCUCCAAAACCUCCGCAACCUCCCGCCAGCAAGAAGAGAAAGCGAGUGAGUGAUGACGUGCCGGAGUGUAAACCUUUGAAGCCAUUGCUAAGCGGCUCCAUUCCUGUGGACCAGUUUGUGCAGACACUCGAGAAGCAUGGUUUCAGUGACGUGAAGGUGGAGGAUACAGCUAAGGGCCACAUCGUACUCCUCCAGGAGGCAGAAACCCUCAUUCAGAUUGAGGAGGACUCCACACACAUCAUCUGCGACAACGAUGAACCUUUGAGGGUGAAACUGCGUGACCUGGUUCUCAAAUUCCUGCAGAAAUUCUAGCUCAUGGACAUCAUGCUGCUCUGCAAGGAAAGACCCCAGAGCACCAGAGCUAAGAGCUUUCCAGAGGGUGACCUCAGGGAGAGAAAGAGAACUUCUUGAUUCAGAGAGACCAGAAACCACCUUCCCCUUCAUGGAGAAGCAAGGAAGUAUUUUUAAUAUCUAUCUAUUUUUAAAAUUUUAUUUUUAACUGGUAUUGGAAUACUUUGGAGGGGAUUCCUGUUCUGUAAAAUUGGGAGUUGUAAUCUUAUAGGAGAUAGGAACUGCAGAGUAAAUAAGUAGACUGUAUAUUUACAAGGUCAGGGUGAAAUGCAGACAUUUCUCUGUGUGACCCUCUCAGCAAUGUAUGCCCCAGUCCUUUACCUGAGAAAACUCUGUAGGAAUAUUGAAACAAUGGCCUUAGAUAUUAAGAGAUUUAUUUUUCUCCCCACUGCUUCUUCCUGGUCACCAGAUCCAAUUUCCUGUCUGUCCUCCAUCUACAUUUGUAGACAUGUAUUUCACUGGCACGAAGGGGAAUGAGAAAGCUGGUAAGGCAAAGAUGACAAAAAUAGAAGUAGAAAAAGGGGGCUAUGCUGGACAUGUAGAAUAGCUUCGAAGCGGCAAGAGCCUGGCCAUUCCCUGGAAAAGCAGAGGGAUUUUGGAAAAGCUGUAUGCUUUAGCAAUGCAAAGUGUUUAUUGAUGCUUGCACCCUCACCCAUUACGACCAGAUUUGUCCACCUAGUUCUAGGCUCUUCACUGAGACACGCAAAAGAUAUCUCAGGAAGAUAUUUCAAAAGUACAUAAAGUAGUUAAACUCCUAGUGCUUACGAAAAACCUUUUAGAUUUAAGUGCCUUUUGUUUCUACCUUCCAAAAACCUGUCCUUUCAGCCCCGACAAUCCCAAAUCCUGGUUGAAGUACUGAGUCAUUUAUACAAAGCUAUCUGUACUGCAGACCUGGGGAGGUUUUUCACUCCCAAAACCAUAUAUUUGGGGCCUAAACUUAGUUAAUAGUAUUGCUUUUAAAAGCGACCAAUUUCUCAGAUUUACUGCUGUUUGUUUUUUAUUGGAUUGUUUUGUAUUUAUUUGGUGUUAAAAAUAAAAAGCAUAGUAAGACUGCCAAGGAGGAAGCACAUUCUGUGGUUUAUAAAAGCAUCUGCAUGCCUAUUCCAUAUCCGCCUGUGUAUGUAUGUACACAUUUGUAAAAUAUAACUACUCCUUCAGUUUAUAGAUUUGGGGAGAUUAAGGCAGUGGAAGAACAGCUCUGUAAUGAAAACUAUUUGCUAUUGCAGUUUCCACAUCACAUUUCAUACACAUGAAAGAUUUCUGUUCAAUUGGAUGUACAGACUCCAGCAUCCAUGCCUUUGCUUUGUGUGUAUGUCAUGGGCGUGAGAGAAAUAGUAUCAUUAAUGUGAUAAAAAACUCGCUGCAGUAGCAUUAAUGCUCAUAAGAGUUUACAACAUUUGCAGUAGCUCAGCUUCUUUAUCAUCUUGUAAUUAAAUCUCCAGAAAGAUUAUUCUUAACACGCAGAGGCCAUGUGAUAAAUUCAGCUGAGCUGAGGAGGCAGGAGGAGAGGGAAGAGUGGGCCUUGUAAUAUAGGAGUCCUCGAGAGCGUCUUUCUGCUUGUUACCUAGACCAGCUGCAGCUUUGGUGCCAGUGCUCCAGAGCCUUCAUUUUGUGAAUCUACUCAUUUGCAUUUAUAAUUAUAAGGGACUUCACUUGUUGCUUUAAGAAGCCGGACCCGAGGCUGUGUGUUAGCGCUCGUUGCAUCUGCCUUGGCUGAGCACAGGCGGUCCAGCGGCGUGUCGGUGGGCAGACCACGAAGGCAGUAGUUUCUGCUUGGCGAAGGCUGUGCUUGAGUAACUGAGUAUUAGGAAAUCCGAGUCAGUGUGCUGCCAUGGAGGAGUCACGGGGGACCUUGCGGGAGCGAUCAGCAGGUGUAACAAUUCACCAUGAAGAGCUUGUUUUGGGGCAAAGAACAAGGAAGAAAUCAGUUUGCUGGCACAGCCAAGGUACACCACAAACCCGAAAUUCCUCUGUUUUUGCUGAUGUCUUUUGGGGAAGGGGAAGCAAAUUCAGUAAUUAGCACUUUAUGGCUGCUUAUGAACCAUGCUGCCGUCCCCUCAUUACAGCCGUGUGAUGCUGUGCUUCUGAACCACGGCUGACCCUCCCAGCUUGGCUCCACCAAGCUUUUGGGUCAGCAUGGGCUCUGGCCUGGGACUUGUCCCCUCACCAAACUACUGUUAGAGGCCACGUGGGUACAGAUGAGCGGAGCUGCGACUCCCUGGCAGUAAACGGGCUCUGAGAGCUCAGUUCCCAGGACCCAAGGAGCAAGAAGCAUUAAAGCCCAUCUACAAAGAGUCAAGAACUCGGCUGGGGUAGAGCCAAGUUGUAGCUCCUUGUAGUAAGGAUGAUUCCCUUGAGCCAGAACCCAAGAGCUGAACUAGCCGGGUGCUGAGACACACGGGGACGUUUCUGUGACAUUUGUGUGGUUAUAUGACACGGAGCCCUGCAGUAACAGGGCUGCGCAUUCACUGACGUAAAAGAUUCAAUCGAGCUCUGUGUCUCUGACUCUGCAGGUGUACGAGGGUGAGAAGACGAGAGAGAUUUGCUGUCUUUGCUGAAGUUAUGCAGUCCAACCAGCCUUGCACACCAGGGGAGAAUAACCUCCUCAUGUACUCAUCCAGCAUGGCCUUGUUAUACAGACAGACAGGUUAGAGAGGCUUUACUGAUCUCAAGGUAUUAAGGAAAUAUUUAAAUGUGAGGAGUGAGACAGCCUGUAUCGACCACAAUAGCUACUCCACAGGUGUGACUAGUGUAUAAUUGGCCCAAAUAAACCCUGCUGCUCUCGGCCCCCCAUGGAAAUCUCUCAGUGCUGCCUAACUUGACAGAACCAGGGAGAGUCAAUCUAGUCUUGCUUCUGAUGGAUGAUUUCGGACAUGUUCCUGGAGCAGUGCCUCGCUUUCCUCUUACAUGAAAUAGAAAUUGUACCAUCCUCCUUUGCAGGCUGCCUUGAGACUUAACAUCUGAAAGCUGCUGCGGUGGAAGUCGUAUUAAAAGCACAGUGGUUUGAAGAGAAAUUAAAAUAAAUAGCAUUUCUUCAGGCUGGGUCAGUCCUGGAGAGGUAACCAUGGCAGCCCAGCAGAGCUGUGAACAGAGGGGGUGGAAUACGAUGGAUGGCAAAUACAUUUUAACCAGAAAUGCACAUUUUAAUGGACAAAGAGCAAAGGUACUUGGUUUCAUUCUCUUUCUUCUAGAAAUGAAAAAGAAAUCCCCUUGGCCACCAUGCGAUGUUCAUUGUGCCAUGGCCGUCCCUAGUCCCGGUGACCAUGUGUGAUGUGGGAGUCCCACAUCCUGUGCUGUGCUUCACCGGCCUCUCUCUGCAGCUCCCCUAAUUAAACACAAAUAGUGGUGUUUGCAGCUGGGCUGCUUCUUAAGCAGCUGCUUUGCUGGGCUGCACCUUGGCCCUUGGCAAGUGAUUAAUUCUCAGUGCAAUUCCCAACCUGUGCGCUCCUCCAGCGCAGACAGGGCUGCAUCACUGGGCUGGGGAAUAAUGGAGAGAAAAGGUUAAAAUCAGCUUUCUGCACUUGGAUGGCUUUUAUGGAACAGAUAUUCCUGGAUGGAGAGAAGUAUAUUGUGUUUUCUUUCUAUUAAUGUGAGCCUUAAUAAAAACAACUGCACCAAGUCAUUUACUUCUAGGCUCAUGCUAUUCCCCCACCGUGCCCGGACACAGUCAGUGUCACUGGGGAUCCGCUGGCCCUGAUGCCACCCGACGGGUGCCCUGAGCCACACCGCGGUCACCACCUUGGGGACUUGGACACGACGACCUGAGGGGAGCUGGAGCAAGAUGUGGGGUCCGUGCCCCAUCAGCACCUCAGCCUUCAGGAGGAACGGGGAAGCUGAGUGCGGCGGGGUUUGUGUUCAGCUGCGCGACAUGGCCCAGUGUCCCUAGGACACGUUCCUCUCCUUGCCCCUGAGCACAUGGAGGGCUGAUGUUUCCAUCUCGAGUGUGGUGAGACCAGGCUGGCGUGGGUAAUUAAAGGAAAGCAAUGUCGUGGUACCUUCGCUGCCCUGGCCCAUGGGUGGAAAAGUGGUCACCUAAUUAACCUGGGAAUGAUGGACCCAAUGUGACCCUCGGCUUUGUGAUGCCGCUGGUGCCUGGCCCUGCAGGAGUAUUUUCUUGCAUUUCCAGCUGGGAAAAAACCCCAGGUGGAGAUAUUUAUCUGCUGUGUAAGGGCUGGUAAAGCCUCACGAGCAAAUCUGCUAUGGUCGAGCCAGUGCCCAAGAUGUUGCUGGGCUCAUCGAGGAGCCAGCCCCCCCCC
Messenger RNA from Haliaeetus leucocephalus (bald eagle), 6327 nucleotides. RefSeq names its product integrator complex subunit 9 (gene INTS9). Gene Ontology annotation, cellular component: integrator complex. Gene Ontology annotation, biological process: snRNA processing. The coding region runs from base 56 to 2032 and encodes 658 amino acids. The record is from RefSeq and is a predicted model, not a curated record. The transcript is spliced from 21 exons. NCBI's taxonomy places the organism in Eukaryota, Metazoa, Chordata, Aves, Accipitriformes, Accipitridae.